Arxiozyma heterogenica is the source of this 1917-nucleotide messenger RNA. It is a transcript of the gene GLG1, whose product is annotated as glycogenin glucosyltransferase GLG1. The record is from RefSeq and is a predicted model, not a curated record. NCBI's taxonomy places the organism in Eukaryota, Fungi, Ascomycota, Saccharomycetes, Saccharomycetales, Saccharomycetaceae. The coding region runs from base 1 to 1917 and encodes 638 amino acids. Gene Ontology annotation, cellular component: cytoplasm. The transcript has a single exon. Gene Ontology annotation, molecular function: glycosyltransferase activity.
AUGAAACAGGGAUCUAUAGCCAUUGCUACACUAUUGUAUUCUCCAGACUAUUUACCUGGUGUGUUUACUUUAAUCACACAACUAAAUAAAUUGUUAUCAGGAAAGAACACGCUUGCAAAAAUAGAAACAGUUCUCUUUGUGACGCCAGAAAUAUACAAUGAUGCUCUUACUGAUUUAUCAAGAAGUAUUUUACAGCAUUUGUUUACUCAAAUUAUUCAAAUUAAACCAUUGAGAAGUCAAAAUUCUGCUGAAGAGAAUAAUAGAUACAAUUUACAAUUGUUACAAAGACCGGAAUUAUCCUUUGCAUUAAUUAAGGCAAGAUUAUGGGAGCAUACAGAAUUUGCUCAGAUCUUGUAUUUGGAUGCAGACACAUUGCCUUUGAACGACACUUUAUUUGAUAUAUUUGAAUUGACUAGUGACCAAACUAGGCAUCAAGUUGGUGCUGCUCCAGAUAUUGGCUGGCCCGACCUGUUCAAUAGUGGUGUGAUGACGAUCGUUCCAGAUCAGGAGAUAGCGGAUAAUUUACAAGACUUCAUUUUGCAAGAAACAUCAAUCGACGGGGCUGAUCAAGGUAUUUUGAACCAAUUCUUCAAUCCUAACUGUGGCAUGACACAAAAUAAUUUUUGGCUUAGACUGCCUUUCCUAUAUAAUGUAACCACUCCGAAUGAUGGGUAUCAAUGUACUCCUGCUAUGGAAUACUUCAAGUACCAAAUCAAAUUGAUUCAUUUUAUUGGAAAGGCAAAGCCUUGGAAAGCUUGGACUAUGAAGGAUUUUGUUUCAAAUGAAUUCUCUAAUUUAUGGCAUGUAAUCUACGAUGAAUUUGCUGAAUCAAAUGAUAUUACUUACAGAUAUACAUCAAUUGAACCAGAGAGUAGCCAAUUUCAUCAAGAAGAAAAUAAUAAUGGAGAAUGGCACCAACAACAUGAAGAAAAAUAUGAUAAUGAAGAAGAAUCAUCUAAUUAUUCAGAUGUUUCUCAAAAUUAUGAUGAAGAAACAUGCAAUGAUGAAUAUCAAAAUUUGGAACUAUAUGUACGUCCUGAAGCUAUCGAGAAAAUGGAGGAAAAAAAAUAUGAACAAGAACAACAUCUAAGUGAAUUGGAAGAAAAGCCUCCAACCCCUGUACAAUUACCAUUGGAUUUCAAAGAAUGGCUUACCACUUUUAUUGAAAAAGAAAAUAUUCAGGAACCACCAUUAGAACAAGAAAUUGGCAUCGAAAAGUUAACAUUGGAUUCUGAACCAUAUCAUGACGAAAAACCGAUUAAUAAAGAACUGCACAAUAAAGAGUUGUCCUUGAUUGAAGAGGAUCAUGAAAAUAUAGAUUUCCAACAAGGGAAUAUUGUAGAUAUAAAAGACAAUUUUGAUUACAUAAAUAAGGAAGAUACAAAACACCAAGAUGAGGAGUCUUCUCUGCAAAAGGAGAGACUCCCUGAACAUCAAGAAGAGAUUAUAAAGACAGUUCCAAACUAUAAAUUUGAUUGGGAAAACACAAAUUACCUACAAAAGGUCGAAAGAGUGUUUCCAGAUGAUGUUUUUGCUUACGAAACAAAGGAGGUAAAUUCUUGUAAGCUCGAUAGUGAUCAGAAAAUCACUUCUGAUAUAGACGGCACAGAAGGUAAGUCAACUGUAGAGCAUUCUGUUGUGUUAAAUAAUGAAGCAGACCAUGUCGAAGAGGACUUCGAUGAUUAUGAGUAUGAAGAGGAAGAGGAGGAUUUAGAAGAAUCUGCAUUUGAAGCACAAAAAGCGAAUAAUGAAAAAGAAAUAGCAAAGUCUGUACGCGAAAAAUUGGAGGAACUUACAGCAAGUAUCGAUUUUGGAUUGCAGGAUUAUAUUGAUAUUGGUACUGUAAGUGACGAUGAAAAAGAACAAUCUAAAGAGUCCAAAAAAAGAGUUGUUUUUAGUCCAGGUGCCAUCCAUUAA